Molecule: messenger RNA, 1454 nt
Organism: Trichomycterus rosablanca
Lineage: Eukaryota; Metazoa; Chordata; Actinopteri; Siluriformes; Trichomycteridae
Gene: lmo1
Product: LIM domain only 1
Exons: 4
Coding region: 520-987 (155 amino acids)
Biological process (GO): positive regulation of transcription by RNA polymerase II
Cellular component (GO): nucleus
Molecular function (GO): transcription coactivator activity; DNA-binding transcription factor binding
Source: RefSeq, a predicted model, not a curated record
AGCUCCGCUACUGGAUUUCUCCUCAACACUGCUACACUUCCACAGCCGCGAGGGAGCCACUUUAACACCGAAAUAUCUUUACGAGACGAACCGGGUGCUUUAAUAAAGGGCGGUGGUUUAAAGUUCGGUGGUUUUAUUGUCGCUUCGGGUAUGUUCGGUUGGAACGUUAGCGUCGAGGCGGCCGCCCGGCUCAGUUUGAUUCAGAAUUGAUUGAGAUUUGAUUCCCUAACUGCGCUUACAGUUUACCGCACGGAUAUGCGUUCACCCUGACGCGACCUAACCGAACCGUUCGAAUCUGACACACACUGACACAUUGACAUUAACGCUUUCGCCCAAUUGUACAUGGGUUUCCGUGACUGAAACGGCACCGCAAACAGCAGACAAGUCCGCGUUAAACGCGCAAGGACAUUUUUCAUUGUUGAAAAGCGUUUUUUUUUCCGAGGCAACACGAGCGAGCAGAGAAGCCUGCUGGAGCCGAGAAAGGAUCGCCCGGAGCCGGACUCCUCAUUCCUCAGGACCAUGGUGUUAGACAAGGAAGAGGGUGUGCCGAUGCUUUCCGUCCAGCCCAAAGGCAAACAGAAGGGGUGCGCUGGCUGCAACCGCAAGAUUAAAGACCGCUACCUGCUCAAGGCGCUGGACAAAUACUGGCACGAGGACUGCCUAAAGUGCGCGUGCUGCGACUGCCGCCUGGGUGAGGUGGGCUCCACCCUCUAUACCAAAGCCAAUCUCAUCCUCUGUCGCAGAGACUACCUUAGGCUCUUCGGUACGACAGGGAACUGUGCAGCCUGCAGUAAACUGAUCCCCGCGUUUGAAAUGGUGAUGAGGGCCAGAGAUAAUGUUUACCAUUUGGACUGUUUUGCCUGUCAGCUUUGUAACCAGAGGUUUUGUGUGGGUGAUAAGUUUUUCCUAAAGAACAACAUGAUCUUGUGUCAGAUGGACUAUGAGGAGGGCCAGCUCAACGGGAGUUUUGAGACGCAGGUUCAAUAGCCCGAGCCAGAUGGAGGCAGCAGCGGCCCUCGACCCCUCACACACACUUACACGCUCACGCAUACGAGUGAUGGAUGUUCUUCUGCGACCACAGAGAGGAGCGUCCGUUUGCUCGUCUGCAAUACUUUUUACAGUAAAAGCCCCGAUGGUCCUGUAGGACUGUAAAUGUACUACUACUUUUUGGCCUUUAUUUCUCCCUUUCCCACCCCAACACUGAGCAGUUACAAGUUUCAAUGUACAGUUGUGCCCGCUUAGCUGAGCACUGUAUUGCCUGUAUGGUUUUGUGAUGUUCGUUUCAGUUUUUAUUCCUCGUUCCUCCCAUUUGGGUGGUAUUGCACCAUGGAGGGUAAUGUACAGUAUGUUUUUUUUUUUUCUGUGUAUAUAUAAACCGGAACAUUUAUUUUAUGAAAUUGUAAUGCAAUUUUAUUACUAGUGUGAAUUAAAAAGCAAAAAGAUUCUUAAAUGUU